Molecule: messenger RNA, 712 nt
Organism: Salvelinus namaycush (lake trout)
Lineage: Eukaryota; Metazoa; Chordata; Actinopteri; Salmoniformes; Salmonidae
Product: deleted in lung and esophageal cancer protein 1-like
Exons: 4
Coding region: 17-550 (177 amino acids)
Biological process (GO): negative regulation of cell population proliferation
Source: RefSeq, a predicted model, not a curated record
CCACAGCUCUCUAUCCAUGCUGGCCUAUCUGAGGCAGUCUGCAGAGGAAGUCCCGCCCAACGUGUCUCUGGUUACCAAUGAGAGUGGAGAGAGGAAGCUGAGGUUCCGGCAGACCUUGUCAGUGCAUUACAACAACAACAGUCUGCAGACCGUGCCACUCUGUGCCCACCUGUCCCUGCCCACUGUAAGUCUGUCCUGUGACAGUCUGGACUUCGGUACCUGCUACGUGGGUCAGACCCUGGUCAAGGAGGUCCAUCUUUCCAACCGAGGAGGCUCCUCUAGCUACUGGAGAAUACUCAUAGACUCUGGUGAGGAGGAGGAAGGGUCAGAGUUCAGAGUGACUCCUGACUGUGGGGUCCUGAAGCCGUUGGAGUAUCCUGUCUCCUCUUGCACACAGCCCCUACAGAUCAGUUUCACUGCUAGCAAUGAGAGGGAGUUCCAAGCCACAGCCGUAGUGGAGGGGGUCCUGGGGGAGCCCCCCUUAUCGCUACACGUCCAGGGACGCGGCUCCUUCGACGAGAGAUUUGUGUCUCUACUAGCCGACAUUUAGCAGGAGUCUCAGAGGACAGGACUUUAACCUGAGAACACUGUCAACAGUUUUGUGCACUCUUUGCAUGUAUUUAUCACGUUUUGUACUUAGUGAAUAGCACAGGAGGUUGGAGGCACCUUAAUUAGGGAGAAUGAGCACGUGGUAAUGACUGGAGCGAAAUGG